This is a messenger RNA of Lymnaea stagnalis (great pond snail), 32735 nucleotides long. Lineage: Eukaryota; Metazoa; Mollusca; Gastropoda; Lymnaeidae. The record is from the annotation of a GenBank genome assembly.
GCUGCAGUGACGUAACGUUUCCACAACGUCGCAACAAGGCCAAGAAAACAAAAUAUCAUCACCUCUAUUAACAUCUUUUAAUAAAAAUUAAUUGUCUUGAGUUCACCGUCCCGGUAAGUGGAGUUUCUUAUUGAAUUUUAAAAAAAACAACAAAACAAACAUGACGAGAUGUCGUUUGAGAUCAUUUAAAUGAAAGCCAAUUUGAGUACACGAAGCAGCAUAGCAUCGGUAGGGCCCAGUCUAGACAAUGUUCACAAAGGUGUUUGCUAAUUAAACCAAUAAGAGUAGACUCAGUACAGUAGAGGAUGCAUUAAAAACCAAGUCAACAAACAAUGGUAAAGACAUUGACACAAAAUAAGAUUGUCAAAAUGGCGGAAAUACUGGAGUUUUCUUAUACCACUUACAAUUACACUGUGCGAUUUAUGGCGCGGCCUGCGGCUUACUUCUUAUCAUAAUCACUUUUCAAAGAAUGAAAACCCCAAAAUCCUAAGUCGGGAAAAGAAUAAAGUACCAGGUUCAGAAAUGGUUAGGGGCAACCAGCGUUGGCACUCUCAAUCUUGACAGAUGGCAUAGUUGGUUGGCAGCAGGUGUUGGGGAAAUACCCAGAUGAACCCAGCUCUAAAAUAAAAAGGAUUACAUGGUAGAGACUAUUGUGAUCAAGGUAGGUAGAGACUGCGAUGCUAGAGAACUAUCGUGAUCAAGGUAGGCGAAAGCUUGACAUGCAAAACUAAACUAAAGAACGAGAAACAAAGAGACUUGGCUCAAGUCAACUCAAUUCGGUGGACAGGAAAUCCUUUGACAUCUAAAACAUAUUUACCCGAAGUGUUAAGUUCAAGUCUUGUUUUAAAUGGAACAUAUUGAUUACAGGCAAGUUACUAUUUAUAGACACAGACUCUAGGCUGAAGAUUUUUUAAGAGAAAAGAAAGAAUCUAUAAGCCAUACAUUAACAUUUCUACUAGAUAGAGGGUCUACUGCUCUCUACUAGAGGGUCUACUGCUCUCUACUAGAGGGUCUACUGCUCUCUACUAGAUGGUCUACUGCUCUCUACUAGAUGGUCUACUGCUCUCUACUAGAUAGAUGAUCUACUGCUCUCUACUAGAUGGUCUACUGCUCUCUACUAGAUGGUCUACUGCUCUCUACUAGAUAGAUGGUCUACUGCUCUCUACUAGAUAGAUGAUCUACUGCUCUCUACUAGAUAGAUGGUCUACUGCUCUCUACUAGAUAGAUGGUCUACUGCUCUCUACUAGAUAGAUGGUCUACUGCUCUCUACUAGAUAGAUGAUCUGCUGCGCUCUACUGGAUAGAUAGUCUGCUGCUCUCUACUAGAUGGUCUACUGCUCUCUACUAUAUAGAUGGUCUACUGCUCUCUACUAGAUAGAUGGUCUACUGCUCUCUACUAGAUAGUCUACUGCUCUAUACUAUAUAGAGGGUCUACUGCUCUCUACUAGAUAGAUGAUCUACUGCUCUCUACUAGAUAGAUGGUCUACUGCUCUCUACUAGAUAGAUGAUCUGCUGCUCUCUACUAGAUGGUCUACUGCUCUCUACUAGGUAGAUGGUCUACUGCUCUCUACUACAUAGAGGGUCUGCUGCUCUCUACUUGAUGGUCUAUUGCUCUCUAAUAGAUAGAUGGUCUACUGCUCUCUACUAGAUAGAUGGUCUACUGCUCUCUACUAGAUGGUCUGCUGCUCUCUACUAGAUGGUCUACUGCUCUCUACUAUAUACAGGGUCUACUGCUCUCUACUAGAUAGAUGAUCUGCUGCUCUCUACUAGAUGGUCUACUGCUCUCUACUAUAUAGAGGGUCUACUGCUCUCUACUAGAUAGAUGAUCUGCUGCUCUCUACUAGAUGGUCUACUGCUCUCUACUAGAUAGAUGGUCUACUGCUCUCUACUAGAUAGAUGAUCUGCUGCUCUCUACUAGAUGGUCUGCUGCUCUCUACUAGAUGGUCUACUGCUCUCUACUAUAUACAGGGUCUACUGCUCUCUACUAGAUAGAUGAUCUGCUGCUCUCUACUAGAUGGUCUACUGCUCUCUACUAUAUAGAGGGUCUACUGCUCUCUACUAGAUAGAUGAUCUGCUGCUCUCUACUAGAUGGUCUACUGCUCUCUACUAUAUAGAGGGUCUGCUGCUCUCUACUAGAUGGUCUACUGCUCUCUACUAGAUAGAGGGUCUACUGCUCUCUACUAGAUAGAAGGUCUACUGCUCUCUAGUAGAUAGAGGGUCUACAGCUCUCUACUAGAUAGAUGAUCUAAUGCUCUCUAACAAACUCGUAGUUUUGAAAUGGGUAGUAAUAAUGAAGGAUUUUUAAUGUGGACCAUCAAUUACCUAUUUUCCGUAAUUCAUUACACUAAAUGAGAUGUAAUACACAUGACAUAAUUUUACAAAGAUCUCCAGUACCAUCAUCACGAAUAAGACUAUUUAGGUUGAAUUAUAUAAUACAAACUUCAGAACGGUACUAUGAGCAAUAUUCCCCUUAAGCUGCGCGGCUUCGCAGCUCACUCACAGACGCCGCGCAGCAGUUUUGAAUAUCCGCGCAGCAAAUUUCCAUGUAAGUGUGGGUUUGUGUUUGUAGGCUGUAAAAUUUUGCACACAAAAGAAAUUGAUGCUGUAAAACUUUGCACACAACUGUGUGAUUUUUGCACACGAACCAGCAAACCUUUGAGGGAACAUUGACUAUGAGUACAUUAUAUAAUCCAACUAAUAAGUUAUAUAAUCCAUGAUUACGAGUGACUUGGAGACCCCUUGCAACUUUUCGUUUUAGGUUGCUCCAGAAUUCAAAAUAAAGCCGGUCCUACAGCUAUUUAGUCAAGGUACGGGCUAUUGGCUUGGUUCACCAUAGGUACUGGCGACAUUGAUUAUGGUGAUUUAAUGAACGGCUUGGGGAACCAUGAGACACAAUGACAUUCGUAUGUCAUGGACUGUGUAGAACUAAGUAGGACUUAAAUGGAUGGAAGAAGGGGGGGGGUGUCCGCACUUACGAUUAUUACAUUUGUUUUUAGAAAAGGGUACCCACUCCCCACCACCUAUUACCACAGGUUUAGUCAGGGAAGGUCCCCCACCAGAGCACCUAUUGCCACAAGUUUAAUCAGGGAAGGUCCCCCCUCCCCCACCAGAACACCUAUUACCACAAGUUUAGUCAAGGAAGGUCCCCCACCAGACAUCAUAAUGUCGUUUUUGUUAUUCAGGGAAGGUCCCCCACCAGAACACCUAUUGCCACAAGUUUAAUCAGGGAAGGUCCCCUUCCCCCACCAGACCCCUCAAUGCCGCUUGUUCCGUCAAUAAACAUAUGCUUCCUAACGUCCAGGUACCAACAUCUGAUAAAGUGAACUUCUGACAAGGGGCGUCCGUUUGGCAAGUGACAUCAGCAAAGAUUGCGUCUGAAAAUACGCUUGGAGAGAACACUUGUUUGAAGUCAGGCGAAAGUGAAACACCGGGACUAGACCAAACCCACUACAAUACAAAGCCAAAGUCUCAGGCGGCAGAACGGACCAACACAAGCUUAGAGCUGACCACCCAGUUUAUUUUAAUUUCAGCUUUACUUUCUGCUGCUUACGUCAUGCUCGCUAAGUAUUUGCUGGAAUUGUAAUGGUCCAAUGUAAAGGUAAGAUUUAUCAUUUUUUUAAAUUGGGGGGGGGGGGAGGGNCUUCACUCUCAGCUGUGCCAGUUAGUCCCCUAGCAUCACUUUCAGCUGUGUUAUUUGUAUGUCAUCUGUCUUCUGAAUGACUAUGUCGUCGGUGUAAAUUGUACUUUUUUUCUUUCAGCCCGCAAAAGUUUUAUUAUAAAGUAUUACGGGCGAUGGACUAUUAGGUAACGGGUUCCUAAAAAAAGAUACAAUUUACACCGACGACAUAGUCAUUCAGAAGACAGAUGACAUACAACUAACACAGCUGAAAGUGAUGCUAGGGGACUAACUGGCACAGCUGAGAGUGAAGGCGUUGCACUUAGUGAAAAUGUUAUAUAAUAAAUUCUUUUUGUGAAUGAUUUAUUUAACCCCCAUGAAUUGAGUAUCAAAGUUUUAAAAAUUAAAAAUCUAGCUGCAUAUAUAAGCUUAUCAACUCAUUGCCUUCACAAGCCAUUUGUUGUAUGUUUAUUGUAGGAAACAUUCUUAAGUAAAGUUUAAAAAUACAAUAAUUUUUCAUGAAUAAAAUUUGCUUAAUAUUUCCUGAUUAGGACUUUCUGCCUCUUAAAACUAAAAAAAAAAUCAAAUCAAGGUAAAUGUAAUAUAUAUCUAUAUAUAUCUAUAUAUAUCUAUCUAUCUAUAUAUGAGUCGAUUUUCAAAAUGAUGUAUCUCCAUUUUUGGCGUUUUUGAGAUAGACUUUUUCUGCUACUCACUGCUACACAAUGAUUGCUCGAUUUUCGGAAAAGUAAAUGUUAAUUUAGGUAUAUAUUCAAAAUAUAAGUUAGAUUAUGAUGAAAAUUUAAAUGUAGGUUAAUUAAUAUGAAUUUAUUUACUUGGUUGAAUUUCUUAUUUCGUUUCAAAAUGCUGUGUAUCCAGCUGUAACUUAGCGACAAAAUGCUGUAUAUCCAUUUUGAUAGCAUAACAUUAUUCCCAGUAGCAAAUAAUUCAAGAAAUUUAUAGAUUACAAACCAUUUACAUAACAAAAUAAAAUUAAAUUGUAUCAUAUACAUUAUAUAAGAUAAGAUAAGAUUCUUUUAUUGAUCCAAAAAAAUGGAAAUGUUUUUUGAUUGCAUUUAUUAUACAUUUUCAGCUCAAAAAUAAAACAAUUUGAACACAAGACAUUUAUAAUAAAUUAUUUCAAACAGCCAUUCAGUGAGUUCUCUUGGCAAAUAUCGGGGACUUAUGAGUUCUCAUUCAGAUGUGUGACUUCAGAGGAAGCACGCCAGUAAAUUCGUACAGAUUGGGGAACAAAAGAUUUUUUAUAUCUGUCAGUCCUCGCCCUGAUGGAAAGAAUUCGUCCCGAAUGGCUCGAUCCUAAGUAUCUGUGAUAAAAAGGGUUGAAUCUAACAUCCAAAAUGUGUUUAGUUUUACAAAAACAUCUUUCUUCAAAUAGUUCUUCAUGUGAAGGAUGUUUAGUUUGUGUUAUGUUCCAAGCUUUCUUUAUUAGUCUGUUUAUGCGGUGUUUAAUAUCAGACGUUGAAUUCCCACACCAGCAGGUAAUACUGAAAUUAAGCAGGCUUCCAAUAGUUGCACUGUAGAAUGAGUUAACGACUUGCUUGUUACGUCGAAAUUGUACAGUUUUUUUUGAGGUAGAACAAUCUUUGGUUGAAUUUCUUAUACAGCAUUUGGCCGUGCUCAUGCCAUGUUAGCUUAUUAUUAAUGGUGACACCUAAGUACUUGUAUGCCUCCACUUUCUCCACAUUUUGAUUUUUUAUUUUGAGAUCUAUAAUCUGGUGUUUCCCCCUCCUGAAAUCAACAACCAUUUCUUUUGUGUUUGAGACAUUCAAGUCUUUAACAUGUCCUAAAGGAGCUUGGUUUGCUCUACAAGAAUAUACAGCUAUCUCAUUUUUUUUUAAAAUGUCGGAUACCGCGUUUUGAAAAUUGACUCUUCAUAUAUAUAUAUAUAUAUAUAUAGAUAUAGAGAUAAAGAAAAUUAUAGUAAAUGCUGCUUUAAAAGUUAUAAUAGCACGUAACUAUUGUAGCACUGACAUAAUAUAUUUGUAUGUAAAUAUAUCUAAUGUAGUAACAAAACAUUUGAUAUUUUAUUUCAUGAACUUUGUGAAAAUAGUGGAGGGAAUGGCUGUAUGAGCUCAACAUGAAAAUAAUGUAGGGGUAAGCACUGUGAUGUCAUCCUACAGGAUGUGGAUUCAUGAACAAUGGGUAAGUAAAUUAAAUUUUUUUAAAAAAAGUUUCUUUCCUAGAACAGAUUUCAAGUUUUAACAAAUUUAAGGAGAGCUAUUAACUUCUAACACACAACAGAUCAUUAAUUUUUUGUAGGGUAGACCAGUGAUUCUCAAACUGGUACAUAUAGGGAGACUAUAUGCACAUAUCUAGCUCCAAAAACAAAAGUAUAUACAUUUUUAUACUUUCAUUUGUGGUAUAUUAUUUAAGUGAUAAAGCAUUCCAAUAGUUUAAGAACCCCUGGUGCAAACAGCUAGAGCACCAUAUAUAAGUUAUAGAUACAUAUACAUUAGACAUACAUACACAUCUAGAUUAGGACCUACAUGCUAUUGCAUGAUAUUAGUAAAAAGUACCCAUGCAGCUUAAACUCUUCCACCAAUUGUAACCAGUGGAAGUAAACCAAUGAGAAUGACAACUUAACUUCUUUCAAAAAGCAAUUUGACACUUUUUAAAGAGUUCUUCUAGAUCCAGACAUCCCCCAAUUAGCCUUAAAAAAUCCAUGAAUUAGUCAUUCGAUAAGUAGCCAACUAAAAAUAUUAUAACAAAUUAUUAUUAACCCUCUUAAAGAUGAGCCUUUUUGGACUGUCUGAGCCUUUUUCACAAGCCCUUCACUUAUUUUGCAAGUUUUUUAAUAAAAAAAUUAAUAAUUAUUUUAAAAAUAUAAAAAAAUUUAUAUUCUUGUAGCGAAUUGAAUGAACUCAUAAGAUCUUUAUGAAUCAAACAGAAAUCUCAACAUUUAGUCAAAUGAGACAGAAAUCUCAACAUUUAGUCAAAUGAGAUAUCCUAAUAUGCAUAUUUUAUUUAUGCUUGCAAUUUUUUUUAACACUUUGCUUAAAUUAGUCAUAACAAAUAUUUGAAUGAGAUUCAGUGUGAAAAACUGCAAAAAAUAUUCCACGAGCUCAUGCCUUCUGGCAGAUUUCAAGUUCACAUAUUUUUAAGCAUUUAUAGGGGUCAUUAGGUACUAUUUAAACAAAAUAUUAAAUGAAAGAAACACUGUAAACUUAUCAAUGGAAGGUGCCAUUUUAAAACCAAUCAGAUUAGCUUGUACAAAGACCAGCCAGCCAAUCUCAAGUCUUUUAUUAUGGGGGUGAUGUAAGCUAAUAUUUUAGCCUAAUCAAUUCAAUACAAAUGAAAUUGUUCAUUUUCUUAAAUUUGUAUUCAUUUUUAUAAUUUUUUUAAGUAUCUGUAAUUAUUAUUCAGGCAUUUUUGGCAUUGCAAAUUCAAGGCCAUUAAACUGAUCUUAUUUUACUGUUUUUAAUUAUGAACUUGUUAUCUCCCCCUUCCAGGACUCUAACUCAUAGUAUGAAGAAAAAAAUGCAAGGGAAUUCCAAUAAUUAUUGAGAGAUAUUUGGAGUUAAAAAUGAAUCUUAAAAAAAAAAAUGGAAAAAAAAUUAAUAGGUUAUUGAUUACUUGCUGUCAUCCAGAAGUUGACAUUUUCUUAUAAGAAGAAUAUCUCAAUGAAAGAAGACUUUAGUGCUCUCCAUAGAGACCAAAACACUGCCAUAUAUGACAAAAUAGGGUUAGGUGGUUCGCAAAUUACAUCACGCUCAGGCUGGAAAAAGGUGGGGUGGGGGGGGGGGGGAGGCUAAAAAUUUGUGAUAUCACUUUUUUUCCUUUUUUUUUUUUAGUUCUAAAAUUUUUUAAUUUUUAAAAGAUCUUUAUAUAAUUAAGUUUUAAAAAUUAAUUUGAGGUUGUAAUUGCUUCACGCAUCAUAGGUACUAUGAAACUUAGUUUUAUAAUUACACUACAUCUUAAUCCAUUAUGGGAAAAUUUUAAAGAAUAAAAUAAAAUAUACGUUUAGUUAUGAAAAUUGUAUGUAUGAUUUGAAAUUUUUUAGGUGUAAUGUGACCGGGGAGGUAGAGAGGGGGGGUGGGUUAAAGAAUUUGUGAUACUUUGUGACGGGGGGGGGGGAGGGAGGAUCUAAAAGGGUCAUUUUUAGCGUGACAUAAUUUACGAACAACCCCUAGCACAAUUAAUUAAUGUCUAUUAAGUAAGGAAAGUCAGUUUUUAUGUAUGAUUUGAAAUUUUUUAGGUGUAAUGUGACCGGGGAGGUAGAGAGGGGGGGUGGGUUAAAGAAUUUGUGAUACUUUGUGACGGGGGGGGGGGGAGGGAGGAUCUAAAAGGGUCAUUUUUAGCGUGACAUAAUUUACGAACAACCCCUAGCACAAUUAAUUAAUGUCUAUUAAGUAAGGAAAGUCAGUUUUUUAUUGAUAAAGCCCUAUAAAUAAAUAAAUCAGUGUUGCGCGUUUCUCAAGUUUUUUCCAUGACACAUUUAUUUUAUACUUCUUAUGCUUUGUGACCUACUAUAAUUUGUAUUGUAUCAUUUAUAAUUUAUAUGUAACUAUAAGUAACACAAAACAGAUUUAAAUUAAUAAUUUUCAUAUAUUAUAAUUAGGAACCAUUUUAUUUUACAAAAAUUGUAAUUUAAAACUAAAACCCAAUAAAUAAAUUAAAGAUAAGUCUGAUAAGUGUGAUUUUAGAUUAUGAAGAAAAUUUAAUAACUUGAUUCUGAGAUCUUGUUCUACUGCCAAGGAGUUUCUGUUUCUAGAAUUACUUUUUUAAGGGAAAAUCUGUGUUGAAAAGCCUCAUAUGACAUGACAAUAGCAAUUAAUUUUUCAACAGUUAGUGGAUAAGUAUAACAAUAAGUACGGCAGUACGGGCGUAGGCGUAAGGCAUGGCAUUUUAGGGUACCUGAUAUUUGCUUUCAUGGCCUAGUCCUAGUAAACGAUGAUUUGGGAUUUAUUGAGAAAUACUUAAAUUUGUGAAAUAAAAACCUAGAUUUUUUUUCCCCAUUGACAUUAUUUUAUUCUUUUUUUGGGCAUAUUAUUUGAUUUUUUUUUUUAAAUAUAUUUUUUGAAAACUCUAAAAAUACGAUCACUGGUUUCAAUUUCAAGGUUUGCCUUUUGAUUUAUGUCAUUAAUUCAUAAAUAAUUAAAGUAAACCAAAUGAAUUUGAGAUAAAAAUACGCGUCAGUCGAGUCGUUUACCGUUGCCUAAACUAUAAAUAACUAUACUACUAUAAAUUAUAGUAGUAUAGUAUAAAUUAUAUUAUAAAUAUAAUUUGAUUCGAUUAUAAUUUUGCAUCCAACAUCAUGUAUAAAUAAAUACGAUUUAAGAAAUGCACUUACUUAUUUAGGGUAUUUAGGGUACCCUUAUUUAGUAUUUUAAUCUCGUAAUUUGGACAAUUAUAUGCGUCGAGUUAUAAAGUAUUCGGUUUUUGUUGUCUUCUGUUAAUAUUUGAAAAUUAGUUUAGUUUGAUAAAUAUCCCCAAGGUGAAGGUUAGUUAUUUUUAUGUACACCGCGGGAAAUAAGGAGUGGGUGUGGCAAAAACGGAAGUUGAUAAAAAUACGGUGAAAAUUAUAUUUUGUAUGCUGUUGUUGAAUUAUGUUUGCAAUUAAUUUUCUUUUACUGCUCCACCGCAUUCGUGUGCGGGAAAUGCAACUGCCACUCGAGGAUUGGUCUCACUAGCCACACCAAGAGUUGCAAGCAAUAAAGAUAAUUUAUCGUCUCCCGCAGACAGAAAGAUGCCAUACAUACAUACAAUGUUCUUUUGUUUUAUUGAUAGAACUGUAUUUAUUCUUUACAGCCCCGCCAAACCGAUCUUGUGUAAAAACCUAAUUAUAGCAAAAUUUCAAGUGACCUUUCAGGUAAUUUUGAUACUAAAAGAACAAUGAAAGGAAUAAAGAAAAUAAAAAUCAUAUCUUCGAGCUGUAAGUGUUCGGACAGUGUAAGGGUUUUAUCAGCCCGACUCCUCAUUUACCACGUCCCCUUUUCCCGUUACUCCUUCGGCAUGUUUGAAUGAGUAAAAAAAAAAGAUACAAAUAGAUCCGUUAUUAUUUUAAUUUUAUUUGAUAUAAUAUACAAAGACGUCGCGAGGUUGUGGCAAAACACAUCACGUAACGUGGGUGCCACUUGAAAAGAAACGUUGGUUUGGAGGGGGGGGGGGUGUCGGUUUGAAAAAAUCGACGAGCUGGAAUAGAUCAAAAUUACUUUUUAAAAACCGUUUGGUUUUGUUUAUAGCUAAUUUUGUUAAACCUUUAUUUCUUUAUUCAAUAAGCCAAAUACUGGGCAAAUAUCUGCUUACUGUCAUGUCCUUGAAUACUAAAAGGCCGUCCAUAAAGUACGUCACUCUCAGGGGAAGAAAAAAAAGUGUGUGUGUGUGUUGGGGGGGGGGGGGGGGGGGGUUCUAAGAAAGGGUGACAGCUGGGGGUGGGGGGGGGGGUAAAGGUUAAUAUGUGAAAUCACACUUUUUGUUUCUCGUUNGAAGUGAGCGGUUGAGAUUAAAAAACUAUUUAAAAUUUUAUUGUUGGGUUUGUAAGACAAUUGAAAGAUAAUUGAAUGGAUUAUAUGUUUGUAAACUUAAUUCUUCAGUUAACUUAAAUAAACUAUUACAAAUGACAUCCGAAUAGCACUGAGUCAAACACGCAGCGCCGCCAUUCGCACCCGGGUACCAUUAGCCGUUGGUUCCUGCAAGCGAUGUAGUUCACUUAACAUUGUUAAGUGUAUACUAAGACAAAGACCUGAGCUUCCCAGCCAGGUUUCUUGGCAGGGGCGUAGCUAGGGCUAGUGCCGCCGGGAGGGGGCGGCGGACUGGGAAGUUUACCGACCCCCUUUCAUGGGCAAAACUACCCCCCCCCCCAUAUUACAUGAUUAAAGUUCCGCACCCUUUCUCCACACCUUCCUACGCCAUCGCGUUGUGGCCACCAUAUUUAUUUUACUGGGAUCUUUAAGUAUAACUUAUGGGAGUUUGUGUAUCAUACAGCGUAUAGGUCUAAUGUGAGGCUUAGAGUAUCCUAUAGGUCUAAUGUGAGGCUUUGAGUAUCCUAUAGGUCUAAUGUGAGGCUUAGAGUAUAUUUAGGUCUAAUGUGAGGCUUAGAGUAUCCUAUAGGUCUAAUCUGAGGCUUAGAGUAUCCUAUAGGCCUAAUGUGAGGCAUAGAGUAUCCUAUAUGUCUAUUGUGAGGUGAACUGGUGACCAUAGUGAACUGGUGACCAUUGUGAUGCCUGGUGAACUGGUGACCAAUGUGACACCUAGUGAACUGGUGACCAUAGUGAUCCGGUGAACUGGGGGGGGGGGCAAUGUGACACCUGGUGAACUGGUGACUAUUGUGACACCCAGUGAACUGGCGAUCAUUUUGACACCCGGUGAACUGGUGACAGUAUACCAAUAUUCAAAUUCAGAUUUAAAAAAAAAUACAAUGUUAAUUUUUUAAAUGGUGCUGUGCCCAUAAGGUUAGACUAGGUUGGACUGCGUUUAAAGUGUUACCGAGAUUUGUACAGAGAUUUGCUCGAAUGGGGGUUGUUUUCAAAAAAAAAAGCCCCCCCCCCCCCCAAUUUAAAAAAAAAAGUUGACAUUUCCCCGAUUCCUUAGUCGCCCAUUCACCUCAAAAUCUAUUUAUAAAUCAAUCCAUCAAUAAAUCCCCGAGAUUAACACCUUUCAUUUUGAAAUUCAAACUUCCGUCAUCUGAAAUUAUUCCUUCGAACAAUUUCUGCCUAAUAAUUUUCGUCUACGGGCUUAACAAGGCACAAAUAGGAUACAACAAGGGAUUAACGAGGCCCAAAAUAGGAUAAAACAAGGGAUUAAUGAGGCCCAAAUAGGAUAAAACAAGGGAUUAACAAGGCCCAAAUGGGAUAAAACAAGGGCUUAACACGACACAGAUAGGAUAACAUUGUUGUCUAUGGCGUCAUUGGUAUUUUGGCCAUGUCUUCUAAAUGAAAGGAAAAGAACCAAUCAGAGCAAGCCAAACAAAAGCUAAACCUGAGAUGACGCAACAAUUUCUUGUACAUUCACCAAACACGCCCUUUUCACACAUGCACGCACAAGAAAAUACACACACUCUCAAUGGUUUUGGGGGCUGGGGGUGACAUUUUUUAAAAUAACUUUUUUAAUGAGAUUGUACUGUUAUCACUUUGACCCCAGUUAAAUCUUUAAUAUGAUGUAUAUAGAUAUAUAUCUGUACAUAUAUAUAGGGUGGGCCAAUAAAAGUGAGAACAUCUCGUAAAUGUGAUUUAAUCACAUCAAAUUUAGUUUAACUAUACUCAUACUAGCUUAAAUAGUUAAGAAGCAAGGAGAACACAUUGAACAUGAUUUCUGGUUAGCUAAAUAUUUUGCAAAAAAAAAUUCCAUGAAGAAUUAUGCUUAAUUAAAUCAUAUUUUGAAAUAACUCAUAUGCUAUGAGAUGUUCUUAUUUUUAUUGGCCCACCCUAUAUAUAUACAGAUAUAUAUCUAUAUACAUCAUAUUAAAGAUUUAACUGGGGUCAAAGUGAUAACAGUACAAUCUCAUUAAAAAAUUAUUUUUAAAAAAUAUAAAUAUCAGUUCCAAUGAUAUAAAGUAAUGAUUUUGUUUUGAUUGCAGAUCUAAGCCGCCAGAUGAUCAGAUAGACUGACCUGGUAUAGGGAAUCAGAAGAAAAUGCUACUGCCCUAUAACAUGCAAGUUUCGUCCUGGCUGUCUAUGAUUUGUUGUUUGCUCUUGUCUGCCACCCUAGUGCCGCCGGUGGGCGCGCCACCCUCGGUUUUGCAAUGUCCGCUCAUAGCUACCAUAGAAGGAACUGAGGAAUCGGUAAGGAAAGGUUCACUGAGUGACAGAGCUCACGCGCAAUGACAGGGCGCUGUCGGCCAAAUAGCCAAAGCACCCAAUUUGAAAGGGAGAGGAGUAAGGAUAUUUCAAUUAUUUAACGCUAUGCCAGAAGGUACUGAGCCGAAGGAAGUUUUUUUUAUCCUGAUACCGGUCCAGGUAUUUUUUAACUAAUUAAUAAGGACGUUACUCGAACACUGGUUUUUCGGUUUUGAAACCCACAGAAAAAACAACAAAAAAAAAAAAAAAAAAAAAAAAAAAAAAAAAAAAAAAAAAAAAAAAAAAAAAAAAAAAAAAAAAAAAAAAAAAAAACAAAAAAACCAACCAGUUGUUGAUUUUCACAAACAAGAUAAAGAUUUUUUUUUUUCAAAGCAUGAUUAAAAAUAAAAUUUAAAAAAAUAAUCAAACUAUAAUAAAUAUAUUAUUAAUUUUUAUUGAAGUAAAGCCUUCUGCGGCGAAAUAAAAACCAAACCAGUGAACAAAGGCUAUAUUCCACGGUGAGUACGCAGGUGGCCUACCAGUCCUAUUUGUGCCCGGAAAGCUUUCCCGCACGUGGUAUACACGUUGUUUUUGAGUCGAUUCUGCUUUCCCUUGCUGGGCACUUUCUUUGGGCGUGAGCGUUGCGCUUAUUCUCUAAGGAUUGUGUCCAGCAGUCAGUCUGCCACCCCAGCUUGUACGAUCCAGAGCAAGUGCUUCCCACGAAUCAAGGCCAAUGUUCAUGGAUUUGAGUGAUGCUUUGAAAGAGUCCUUGAAGCGUUCUUUGUCUGCCCAGAAGUUGAGCAUUUCCCUCUGGCGAGUUCACCGAACAUUAGUUGGUGUUGUUUUUGAAAGAGUCUGCUGUUUGAUAUUCUUGUAACAUGACCUGCCCAUCUGGCCCGAUAACAUUUAAAACUAUCCUACAUACCAUUACAUGACAUUAUAUUAUUAUUGACACGAUCACACUUAACACUGAAUGAUAGCAUUUGAAGAUGUCACACCUACUAUUGAAUGAUAUCAUUUGAAGAUAUCACACAUACUACUGAAUGGGAUAAUUUUGAAUUAUUACACCUACCAUUGAAUGAUAGCAUUUGAAGAUAUCAGACCUACCAUUGAGUGAUAGUAUUUGAAGAUAUCACACCUACCAUUGAAUGAUAUCAUUUGAAGAUAUCACACCUACUAUUGAAUGAUAUCAUUUGAAGAUAUCACACCUACCAUUGAAUGAUAUCAUUUGAAGAUAUCACACCUACCAUUGAAUGAUAUAAUUUGAAGAUAUCACACCUACCAUUGAAUGAUAUCAUUUGAAGAUAUCACACCUACAAUUGAAUGAUAUAAUUUGAAGAUAUCACACCUACCAUUGAAGAUAUAAUUUGAAAAUAUCACACCUACCAAUGAAUGAUAUCAUUUGAAGAUAUCACACCCUCUAUUGAAUGAUAUCAUUUGAAGAUAUCACACCUACAAUUGAAGAUAUAAUUUGAAGAUAUCACACCUAUUAUUGAAUGAUAUCAUUUGAAGAUAUCACACCUACCAAUGAAUGACAUCAUUUGAAGAUAUCACACCCUUUAUUGAAUGAUAUCAUUUGAAGAUAUCACACCUACAAUUGAAUAAUAUAAUUUGAAGAUAUCACACCUAUUAUUGAAUGAUAGCAUUUAAAAUUAUCACACCUACCAGUGAAUGAUAGACUUUUUAAUUAUCACACCUACCAUUGAAUGAUACAAUUUUUAAUGAUCACACCUACCAUUGAAUGAUACAAUUUUUAAUUAUCACACCUACCAUUGAAUGAUACAAUUUUUAAUUAUCACACCUACCAAUGAAUAAUAAUAUUUACAACUAGAUUUAAUGCCUUUCCUAUGCAGCCAACCGAAAGGCCAUGUUUGGAGCUAAUGAGUAAGCUCUGUUUUAUUCCGUUUCUAAUAGUUUUUUUUUUUAUGAACGUUUUUUUUAAUUAACCAAAUUAGUUUCAAUGCUUCCAAGAAGCUCUUGUUUUUUUACAGUCCUGCAUUGUUGAUCAUUUGUUGUCUAUUCACUACCCUGUUGAUCAUUUGUUGUCUAUUCACUACCCUGUUGAUCAUUUGUUGUCUAUUCACUACCCUGUUGAUCAUUUGGUGUUUAUUUACCGCCACGUUGAUCAUUUGGUGUUUAUUCACGGCACCGUUGAUUAUUUGGUGUCUAUUCACUGCCCUGUUGAUCAAUUGGUGUAUUCACGGCCCUGUUGAUCAAUUGGUGUUUAUUCAAUGCCAUGUUGACCAUUUGGUGUUUAUUCAAUGCCAUGUUGAUCAUUUGGUGUUUAUUCAAUGCCAUGUUGAUCAUUUGGUGUUUAUUCAAUGCCAUGUUGAUCAUUUGGUGUUUAUUCAAUGCCAUGUUGAUCAUUUGGUGUCUAUUCGCUGCCCUGUUGAUCAAUUGGUGUCUAUUCACGGCCCUGUUGAUCAUUUUGGUAAUUAUUCACUGCCCUGUUGAUCAAUUGGUGUUUAUUCAAUGCCAUGUUGAUCAUUUGGUGUUUAUUCAAUGCCAUGUUGAUCAUUUGAUGUUUAUUCAAUGCCAUGUUGAUCAUUUGAUGUUUAUUCAAUGCCAUGUUGAUCAUUUGAUGUUUAUUCAAUGCCAUGUUGAUCAUUUGAUGUUUAUUCAAUGCCAUGUUGUUUGUUGCAAUAUUACAUGGUCCCGUUUCAAAGAAAGAAUAUUUUUACACUAUAUGAUUUUAAAAUUAUAAUUUUCUGUGUCUUGUUUGCUUCAAUAACUGCUACGAUUGUUUACAAUGUACUUUCACGCAGCGUGUUAAGUAUGACUACGUUCACAUAAUGUUACCUAUGCAUUCCCAUAGUACGGUACAAUGACUACACUCAUAUAUGUGAAUGGGUGAUGGGUGGCCGAGCUGUCUAAACUGUCCCAAGCCAAAUAUAUGGUGGUCUGGAGUUCAAUCCCCACCAAUGCCAACAUCUCAAGCACUUCGGGUGGAUGGGACCCGUUAGCCUUGGACGACAACCCAUCUAAGAGAAGGCAAACUCUGAAUUUAAACCAGGAGCCAGAAUGAUCAACAAAUUGAUCGUGGGCCCCUCAAAUAUAAGAACUUAUGCAUUCACAUAGUAUGUUACCUAAAAACUAUUCACAUAGUAUAUAGUCUAUCACUUUCAAGACUGCACGCACAACGAUUUGAAAGAAACGCUCAAAGCCAAUGCAUGCAGUAUCCAUGGGCUGGGGUAGAGUUUGGCUUCCACCACAGGGGGGGGGACGACGACGCCCCUGGGUACAUGUAUAUUAAUGAGGGCACGUUUAUCUGGCACACAGACCUAGCAGACUGUGAUGUGUGAGCAGUGGCGUAGAAUGGGGCGUUCUAUCCAGAAACUCCCGGGCGGCACAUUUUAUCUUUAUAUGAAAGGGCAGCAUUUUCGGUCAACUACAGAGGUUUUUAAUGUAAAAGGGGCGGCAAAAUUCUUGGCCCGCCGCGGGCGGCACUACCUCUUGUUACGCCACUGUGUGAGUUCUAAUGUUGGUAAAUAUUGACCUAUUUUCCUUGACCAUUUAUUUUGUACCAAACUAUUGUCUUGACCACGAAGACAUUUCUUGACCACGAAGACAUUUCUUUACCACGAAGACAUUUCUUUACCACGAAGACAUUUCUUUACCACGAAGACAUUUCUUUACCAUUGUAUUGUAUCAAUAUUUUUCAUGAGCACUGUAGCUUAGUAUACAUUACAUUUUGUAUAGUUUUUGUUGGAUUGGGAAGACGGAUAAAGUAGCUUAAAUAAAAGUUUUGUUCAUCUAAGUGUUGGCAUCGCCAUUUUUUUUUUUUAAAUUAUUUUUUUUGGGGGGCACUUCCCUCAAUCUUGGUACUCCUGAUUAACGAGCAACUGUUGAACGAAAUAUAUUGUUGAAGUUGAACCCAUCGGUAGACUACAUGGCAUGAGUUAUUCUCUUGACGCUUUCCCUCCUCUGUACCCAGUCUGUGACGACAAUGUAGAAAUGUGGCGCUUCUCGGCCUUCACCACGCCUCAGUUCACCGCUGUCGCAGACAUGCCGGCCAAACCGCCGGAGAAAGUUGGAGCGGAUUUCAUAGACGUGGAGGCGCACGGCUCCGUGUCGACCAAGCUGGAAUUACUCUGGAGCCUGCCUCCCAGUAAGUAUUCUGAGAAAUAACGAUUGUCUUCUUAUUUCAAUAUUGGUCAUGCGAAUCAUAACGUGAUAUAAUGUUUGUUAACCGAAUUAUAUUUAUAUGAUCUUUGUUGAAUGAAUGAUAUCUAUAUCCGAAUUUUUAACCGCGCUCUACAUCUAUGAAGCCAGCUAGCGUUAUCUGAGUGAUAUGCAUACGAUGUUGGUUGAAUGCAGUCACUUUUAAAUGCUUUCUAUUCUAUUUUCAGUGACCUUCGAUGCUCAAGGCUUCACGAUUAUUUCUAGGAGCUACACCAACGGCUCUGUUACUACUGCCUGCCGCUUGCUCAAGAUCAGUCCCAACAUAACGGAUACCUACGCUGAUGUGAGCUCGGCUAAUCAUCCAAGUUACCCUAAGUUUAUAGAGCAUUAUUUAUUGUGUGAGCUCGUAAAAUCAUCAAGUUACCUUAGUUUUAGAGAGCAGAAUUUAUUGUCUCAAUAACUUAUCAUGUAAUGAGCGAGUGUACAUACACCGGAAGUGUCAUUUGUUCAAGGUCAUUAUUGUUUUGAUUUCUUGAUCAGGUGAUGUUUCGAUUUCCCAUGACCCCGGUGGUUCCAGGUGCAGACUACAGCAUCGCCGUUUUCAGCAAUCCGCUGCCCCCCCUUAUGCCACCAGAGACUAGCAAGGAUUGGAUGAUUUUAAAAAUUAGGAACAUCUUCAAAAGUAGGCAGAUAAGAUAAUAUUCUUUUAUUUAUCUAAAAUAACGGCAAUGUCUUUUGAUUAUAUUAUAUAUACAAAAAACUUAUGCUUCAAUUGACAUUUCUGAAUUAGUUUUUGGAGUUUUUUGUUUUUGUUUUUUGUACGUCUUCCUUGGAUUCAAGUGAUGUUAACAUGGCUAACAUUGUUAUAUUACGUUAUUAAGUGAGUAAAAGUUUUUAAGUUAAAUUUUUGGACGUUCUAGGCACCAACUAACACAUAUUAACAUACGCCAUCUUGAAAACACAUACGCCCUCUUGAAAACAAAGGACCCGUUAUCUUGUAAACAAAUGGCGUGAUUAAAACAAGUCUGUUAGACAUAAAACUGAUCAUUCGCUCGAACACAAAGCCCAGAUUCUUUUCAAAAUGGCAACGUAUACUCUAGAGCCCAUACACCUCUCAGAAACUCUAGAGCCCAUGCACCUCUCAGAAACUCUAGAUCACAUAUACCUCUUAGAAAGUCUAGAGCCCAUACACCUCUCAGAAAUUCUAGAGCCCAUACACCUCUCAGAAAGUCUAGAGCUCAUACACCUCUCAGAAAGUCUAGAGCCCAUACACCUCUCAUAAACUCUACAGCCGAUACACCUAUCAGAAACUCUAGAGCCCAAACACCUCUCAGACACUCUAGAGCCCAUACACCUCUCAGAAACUCUAGAGCCCAUACACCUCUCAGAAAGUCUUGAGUCCAUACACCUCUCAGAAAGUCUAGAGCCCAUACACAUCUCAGAAAGUCUAGAGCCCAUACACUUCUCAGAAACUCUAGAGCUCAUACACCUCUCAGAAACUCUAGAGCCCAUACACCUCUCAGAAAGUCUUGAGUCCAUACACCUCUCAGAAACUCUAGAGCCCAUACACCUCUCAGAAAGUCUAGAGCCCAUCCACCUCUCAGAAAGUCUUGAGUCCAUACACCUCUCAGAAAGUCUAGAGUCCAUACACCUCUCAGAAAGUCUAGAGCCCAUCCACCUCUCAGAAAAUCUAGAGUCCAUACACCUCUCAGAAAGUCUAGAGCCCAUCCACCUCUCAGAAACUCUAAUAAUAAACCGAAUGCCUUGCUUCAGAGCACAGCAAAUAAUCUGACAAAGAGUUUUAAGACUCAAGACAAUUUCGUGCCUCUGGGACCAAAAACAUAGUUCCAUUUAUUUGAAUCAAUAAGGAGUCUUAGCAACUACUUUGCAAGGACUACUGUAACCGAGACCCAACAGGCUAUAUGUCUCCUCUCGAGUGGCAAAGCCCCAGGUGAUGACUCGAUCCCAGCACAAAUAUAUAUCAAAGGAACAGUGGCGUAGCUAGGGUUGAUGUCAUCCAGUGCGGUAAACUCGUGGUAUCAAACUCGAACCCCCCCCCCCUUUUGUUUUGUUGCUUUCCCCACUUUCACGGUGGAUACCUUCCUUUUAAAAAUAAGUCGACAGUGUAACAAUGACAAGAACAAUAACAAAUUUAAUUAAAGUUCAGGAGGCAAAUGUAUUUAAGAACUGUAACAACGUUAAGUUAUAGUAAUUUUUACAUUAAAUUUAUAUUAUUAAAAAGCUCCCUUCCCUGGUCUUCAAAGUUUCAAACCUGUCAAUCACUUGAUCACAACCCAUAUCCUUGACUGCGCCACUUUCAGUUGAUAUUAGAGCCAGAUCAGAAAGCUUGACAGUCCCAUGGUGGAUCGUAAUCAGUUCUUGGUGCGCCUUAGUUUUGGAAAGCUCCGGUUAAGUGAAACCACACAUACACAGAUCGUAAGAAACAACUGAUUGGAAGGGAUACUAGGUAGUCCCAUUCAACUAUGAAUUUCCAAUCAUCAAAUAUUGACCACUCCAAGACUUUGUGAAAUUCAAUAUCAGCUGCCUUUAGAUGUCCUCUAAACCUUGGUUCUUCUUUUAAAAGUGCGUCCUCUGAUAACUCAUCAUAGAGAAGAGUUUUAAUUUUGGAACGGACACCGAUAACUCAUCUUCAACCCCAAACAUAUUUGCUACUUCGCUGAUGAGGUGAUCUGGGGUUCAGAAGGAAAACAUCUGAUACUGCUUUCUACUCGCAGAGAGAGUCAAGUAUCUAUUAAUUGUUCUCCUGCCAUUCUCUUCUUAAACCUUAAUCUUCUCUUUCAAAAUUCCAUAUUGGUCUGAUUUUGAAAAUGCCUUUUAAGUAACAUGUUCCACCAAGUGACAGCGCUUCCUGUGCAGCAACAACGCUAAGGCCUCUAGGUUGGUUGCUACUUUGUCGAGUAGAUCAGCCCAAAGUUAAAGUUAGCAGAGAAACGUGAAAUCACAGACAGCAUGUAAAAGACAUUGUGCUGUAUGAAAAUUUUUACUAAAAUGUUAAAUUAGGGGGAUUUGUUAGUGUCGAAUCGGCGAAAAAAUAUUUUUGGGGAUUAUUUCUGGGCUUCGCUGUACUUGGUUUCAAAAAAAAAAUUUUUUUUAAACUUAAAAGAAAUUCAAAUUAAUUUCUAAAAGAUAUUAGAAAAUUGUGUAACAAUAGUAAUAGUGUUUUGUUUACCUUAUAAGUGAGGAAAAUGUCAUUUUUAAAAUGUUUUUAAUUUCUACUGAUUCCAUUCAUGUACUUAAAAUCGCCAGACCACGUCGCGUUUUCUAGCGAUGGACAGCUUUAUUUUUCAGAAUUUAGAUAAAUAAAGGUUUCUGUCACUUUCAAAAGUGACCGAACACUUUUAUCGCCGUUGAAUCAUGGGCAAAGCGGUGUUUUUUUAAAAUGUAAAUCUAGGGUCACCUUAACUCCGAAGUAUCAACCUUGAACUUUUAAUAAAGCACGCAUUUACAUUGGUUACAUGUGUGGAAAAUUUACAUUUGAUCGGUUAUCCUUUAUUAAAUUCGGCCACACCGAGCAUGGUAUGCUCUGUAAAUAUGCAUUUUUUUUAUUUUUGUGUCACCCCCUGGGAUGGUGUCGCCCGAUGCAGUCCGUACCCUCGCACCCCUUUAGCUACGCCACUGAGAAGGAGGCAUAGCUCUGACUGAAUAGCUUCACCUACUGUUACUAAUUAGGUGGCAGAAAGAGACGAUUCCGUAAGAUUUCAAGGAUGCAAAUGUUUUUCGCAUGCACAAGCGUAAAAGAAGUUUCAAUCUUGCAUCAACCAUCGUGGCCGAUAAUUCCUCUCGAUAUUUGCUAGAAUAUUGCUUAAGACGCAUCUUGAGCAGCGUGUCCUGCCAGAAAGUCAAUGUAGUUUCCGUGAAGAACGUGAAACUCUUGAUAUGGUGUUAACGGCCAGGCAGCUGCAGAAAAAAUGCAAGUAGGAGAAUGUUGACCUCUUCUACACCUAUGUACACCUGGCAAAGGCUUUUGACACUGUUAGUAGAGAUUGUUUUUGUAAGAUCAUGGUCAAAUAUGGAUAAGCCAGAAGAUUUCUUUCAAUGGUACGAUUGUCUGCAGGCUGCGGUUCGGGAAAAUGGGGAGACGUGACAAAUGGACUAUUGGACCAAAAGUGCUUGAACAGUAACCAAUAUUUAUGCAAUGUUACUAAUUUUUCCAAUGCCUGCACAAACUUCUGUAUAAACCAUUAAAACAAAAGAGACCGAUGUCUUUUAGCAACGAGCUUCUCGAAGCAAUUAUGUUGAGCCAGUCUUUCAAGUAUAUUGCGAGGCUGAAAGUGGUAAAUGAUUUGUCAUACCUUGUCAGCCGACUCUCCCAAAGCGGCAACACCGAUGAAUAGGUGAAACUUUGUACUGCAAGAGUUAGUGCAAAUUAUGGCUGAUUGUCUUAGAAAGUAUGGACCAGGCGAGGUCUCAACACUCAAACUCAAAUGAAGGUAUACAAGGCGAUUGUGCUCCCUGUGCUUCUCAAUGCCCGUGAAACGUGCAUGGUCCAUGAACGCCAUGCAACAAUAGUGAACCCCUUUCAUGGGACAAGUUUCAGAAAAUGUUAAGCAUAAACUUGCAGGGCAGGGUUCCAGACCCAGAGUUGCUCGCACAGGCAAGUCUCACCAGCAUCUUUACCGCUUUAGUGCCAACAGAAGAUUCUAUGGUGAUCUCGAGCACGGAGGGUGAACUGUGGGUGGUCAUAAGAAACGCUUCAAGGCAUUAAAACCUCACGGAAAGCGCUCGAUAUAGACACGGACACAUGGCGAGAAGUGGCAAAGUAACGAGCGUCGUGCCAUUCCUCUGUACACAAAGGCCGCAUACAACAUUAAGUCGACACAACAGCGGCUGAAGAUAAUGUACACAAAGGCCGCAUACAACAUUAAGUCGACAUAACAGCGGCUGAAGAUAAUGUACACAAAGGCCGCAUACAACAUUAAGUCGACAUAACAGCGGCUGAAGAUAAUGUACACAAAGGCCUCAUACAACAUUAAGUCGACAUAACAGCGGCUGAAGAUAAUGUACACAAAGGCCUCAUACAACAUUAAGUCGACAUAACAGUGGCUGAAGAUAAUGUACACAAAGGCCUCAUACAACAUUAAGUCGACAUAACAGCGGCUGAAGAUAAUGUACACAAAGGCCUCAUACAACAUUAAGUCGACAUAACAGUGGCUGAAGAUAAUGUACACAAAGGCCUCAUACAACAUUAAGUCGACAUAACAGCGGCUGAAGAUAAUGUACACAAAGGCCUCAUACAACAUUAAGUCGACAUAACAGUGGCUGAAGAUAAAAAAAGACAUGCCAUAAAAGCCCAGGUUAACUCUGCACCUGGAGAUAUCCCAUCAUAUCCCAUGCACUUAAAGGCAAAGGAACAUUUCGUGCCAGACUCGGUCUCGUGAGCCAUCUGCGCACACCGAGCCAAGUUCACGAUGAGCCUAAACCAGUUGUCGGCAAACUCAUUAGUCAAAAGAGCCAAAAAUCGGCAGAAGGGUGAUUUUAACAAAAAUAAUUGAGAGCCAAAUUUCUUUUCAAGAACUGGUAAAGAACCAUGUUUGUCGGUGUCCAAACCGAUUUGUGGCCGACUGGCCGAGCCGCACUCAGGUCACUAAACGAUGAUUAAGGUGGUCGUAGGCGAUUUCGACCGACUAUUAUUACAUAGUAAAAAUAUUCAUUUUAACAUAUGGAUACACAUUUCUAUAAUACAGAAACAUUUGAACGUUAAGCACUUAAAGGAUUUCUCAAAGGCGAGUAUCAGCGAUCAUACAAGCAUCUCCAAUGUCCUGGAGGUCAGCUCUAUGAGACGCCAUUGAGUUGAAAGCAAACUUCAGUGAAAACUUCCCAGCACACCGUCUGUAGAACUCCGCAAAAGUUAAUUGAAAAGCACUGUCUCCUCACUCCCUCCAUGCAUACAUGUAUGUUGUUCAUCGCCUAUUACACUUUUGGUUGAACGUUUGAUGUUUGAUGCACUCCUCUGCUGGGAUGGCAUUAACUGUCUAACUUUUCUCUUACCACUCUCUCUCCGGGACUCCUUUUUGAAUGCUACAAUAAUUAAAGUAGUUUAUAGGAGAUUUGGCUAUAAAUAUUUAUUUCAAUCACUAGCGUCCCAGCUGUUAACACAACGACCCCAUAAUCCUACUCAUAAUUUUAGCGCCGCGCCACUCCAAUCAACUGGCUAUGCGGCGUCUCACUACUCCAAUCAACUGUCUGUCUAUACGACGUCUCACUAAUCCAAUCAACUGGCUAUGCGGCGUCUCACUACUCCAAUCAACUGGCUAUGCGGCGUCUCACUACUCCAAUCAACUGGCUAUGCGGCGUCUCACUACUCCAAUCAACUGGCUAUGCGGCGUCUCACUACUCCAAUCAACUGUCUGUCUAUGCGGCGUCUCACUAAUCCAAUCACCUGUCUAUACGACUCUCACUAAUCUAAUCAACUGUCUAUACGACGUCUCAGCACCGGAAUAUCUCAAGGAACUGAUUUAUAAACAUGUAUCCGUGAAGAGCCCGCGGUCUUCAUCACAGUACUUGCUGGGUGUUCCUAGUGUGGAUAAACACAGAAAAGAGUCGUAAAGAGUGCGCUAUUUUGAAGCGAUAGCGCCAAAAUUAUGGAACAGUUUGCCUCAAUCUUUGAAGGGAAUUGCAAAUGAUAAAAAAUCAUUUACGAAACAAUUAAAAACUUUUUUGUUUAGAUAGAUUUCGGAGGAUCAGAGCGCAGUACGCAUGCUACAAUGGCAUGGAUACCGGCGCAAUAUAAAGAUCAAAUCAAUCUCACUAUUCAAAUCAGCUGUCUAUACGACGUCUCACUACUCAAAUCAGCUGUCUAUACGACGUCUCACUACUCAAAUCAGCUGUCUAUGCGACGUCUUACUACUCCAAUCAACUGGCUAUAUGACGUCUCACUACUCAAAUCAGCUUUCUAUACGACGUCUCACUACUCAAAUCAACUGGCUAUACGAUAUCUCACUACUCCAAUCAACUUGAAAUACGACGUUUCACUACUCCAAUCAACAAGUUAUGUCUCACCACUCCAGUCAACACGUUAUGUCUCACCACUCCAGUCAACACGUUAUGUCUCACCACUCCAGUCAACACGUUAUGUCUCACCACUCCAGUCAACACGUUAUGUCUCACCACUCCAGUCAACACGUUAUAUCUCGCCACUCAAGUCAACACGUUAAGUAUCACCACUCUAGUCAAGUAGGUAUGUCUCACCACUCCAGUCAACACGUUAUGUCUCACCACACCAGUUAACAGGUUAUGUCUCACCACUCCAGUUAACAUGUUAUAUCUCACCACUCCAGUCAACACGUUAUGUCUCACCACUCCAGUCAACACGUUAUGUCUCACCACUCCAGUCAACACGUUAUGUAUCACCACUCCAGUCAACACGUUAUGUCUCAACACUCCAAUUAACAAGUUAUGUCUCACUACUCCAGUCAACACGUUAUGUCUCAACACUCCAAUUAACAAGUUAUGUCUCACUACUCCAGUCAACACGUUAUGUCUCAACACUCCAAUUAACAAGUUAUGUCUCACUACUCCAGUCAACACGUUAUGUCUCACCACUCCAGUCAACACGUUAUGUCUCAACACUCCAAUUAACAAGUUAUGUCUCACUACUCCAAUUAACAAGUUAUGUCUCACUACUCCAAUUAACAAGUUAUGUCUCACUACUCCAAUUAACAAGUUAUGUCUCACUACUCCAGUCAACACGUUAUGUCUCAACACUCCAAUUAACAAGUUAUGUCUCACUACUCCAGUCAACACGUUAUGUCUCACCACUCCAGUCAACACGUUAUGUCUCAACACUCCAAUCAACAAGUUAUGUCUCACUACUCCAAUUAACAAGUUAUGUCUCACUACUCCAAUUAACAAGUUAUGUCUCACUACUCCAAUUAACAAGUUAUGUCUCACUACUCCAAUUAACAAGUUAUGUCUCACUACUCCAAUUAACAAGUUAUGUCUCACUACUCCAGUCAAUAGCCAAAAUGACACCAUUAAAGCCAGUUAGCCUAAAGAUUAAUUGCGUAGAGACCAACACAUAUCCCUUGGCGCAAUUUGUAAGAGAUAAUUUUGCGCUUAUUACUUGAAACACGUGUCGCGAUGCUGCAAUACAUUUGAUAACAUUUGUUGCUUUGUAUAGAUGCUUAGUGAAAUUCAUUCUUACAUUUGUAGCUAUGUGUAGAUGCUGCAUGAGAUUGACUAUAAGAUUGGUAGCUAUGGGUAGUUGCUGCAUGAGAUUGAUUGUAACAUUUGUAGCUAUGUGUAGAUGCUUCAUGAGAUUGAUUUUAAGUUUUGUUACCAUGCUGCAUGAAUAAUUAAAGCAGUGAUCUUUCUGUACGUGGUGAUAGACAUGAUCUUUCUGUACAUGGUGAUAUGGAUGAUCUCUCUGUACGUGGAGAUAUAAAUGAUCUCUCUGUACAUUCUGAUAGACAUGAUCUCUUUAUAAGUGAUGAUAGACAUGAUAUCUCUGUACGCGGUGAUAGACAUGAUCUCUCUGUACGUGGUGAUAGACAUGAUCUCUCUGUAAGUGUUGAUAGACAUAAUCUCUUUGUACGUUGUGAUAGACAUGAUCUCAAUGUACGUGGAGAUAGACAUGAUCUCAAUGUACGUUGUGAUAGACAUGAUCUCUCUGUAUGUGGUUAUAGACAUGAUCUCUUUGUACGUUGUGAUAGAAAUGAUCUUUUUGUACUAUGUGAUAGACAUGAUCUCUCUGUACAUGGUGAUAGACAUAAUCUCUCUAUACGUGGCGAUAAACAUGAUCUCUCUAUAUGUGGUGAUAGACAUGAUCUCUCUGUACGUGGUGAUAGACAUGAUCUCUCUGUAUGUGGUGAUAGACAUAAUCUCUUUGUACGUUGUGAUAGACAUGAUCUCUUUGUACGUGCUGAAGAUGGUGCUUGUAACCCUCGGGAAAUGUCCCGAAGCGACGGAAUAAUUUAAUUUUUCUUAUCAAAUUGGAAUUUGGGAAAAUGAAACAAAAAUUAAUAAAGUGGCACUAAAAAGAUAAAUAUUAUAAUAAUUGAAUUUAAAAUGUAAAAAAAAAAUAUUUUUGUUCGAGUACUUCACUGAAUUUUGGAAUUGUUUAACUUUGGACCGUCAUGUCAAUCCGUGACAGACGCAUUUUAGUCUUGAAGAUAAAGCCACCGUAAGGCCGUCACUGCAGGGCAAACCGUAUCUUCCCCUGCUUCUGAUGCAAGUUAAGGGCCACAGGAAUAUACACGAUAGCGCCGUUUAUACAUAAAAAUGGCUGCACUGGGACUACACACGUCUUUUUCUAUCUCUCUCCAUUGUAUCAAGGCGAAGAACCUUUAAGUAGCAACUGGCGACCAAAUCUCCUGGUGCAGCGUUUGGUUACCCCCGGAGAACUGAAAAUCCAAUUCAGCAUAAGACCAGAAUUCAGAUCCUACGAAAUCGCCACGUUAAACACAGAAACAAAUGAACAGCGCUAUAUAGUUCAUGAUGUCGCGGUAAGUAGAGGGAAUAUUGAUGGCUCGCCACCAGUACUUGAGCGACAGUUGUUAGGGCGCCCCAUUUACUUUCAUUCUUCUUUUCCGGUCAAUGAACUAAGCUGACCCAGUUCUGCUGCGGUAUGAAGAUCUGGCUUACUUAUUUGAGUCGCUCUCUGAAUUCGGUUACAACUCACACUAUAGUCUGUUUUUCUUAGAAUUUUUUAGAAUUCUGUAGAAGGUUUGAGAGACGAUUACAAUGCGUAGUCCUUCUUGAAUUAUCUAAAUAAACAGGCUAUAUAAAGCCGAGUGGUUGAGCGACAGAAACCAGACGACAGACAGAUUAGAUAUUUUUGAACGUGUGCUAUUUUUGCUUUGCUACGAGACAGAGAUUUGUUUACUUUUUUAUGUAGAUUCCCUUUCAUCAUUGUACAUUUUUACAACAUUGUAUCUUGGACAUUGUUCCGGUACAGCAUCAUACAAUCAAUAGCUCUUAAUUAUAUUUCUUUUUUGAUUCUGUAAUUUAUAAUUAACAUAAUAAAAUUUAUUAAUUGUAAUUAGCCCUGGUUUGAGUAUCGUAUGCUUUGUUAUUGUACUUAAGCUAUGGUAUCGUCUUCUGUUGUGUACUUUUGGGGAACGAGCCAUAUACUUAAACAAAAGAUUAAUUUCUCCAUGUUGAUAACAGUAUGUAACAUAGUAAUUAAGUGAAAGAAGUUGAGUGAAAGGAAUUUAGAGACAGUAAUUAAGCGACAGUAAUUGAGUGACAGUUAUUUAGUAACCUGGUGACUGUAAUGAGUGACAGUAAUUUAGUGACAGUAUUAUGUGACAGUAAUUUGUGACGCUAAAAAGACUGUAAGAUAACCAGUGACAUCAUUUUUAAUAUUUUCGAGAGAAAAGUGUGGUUGGGGGGGGGGGAGGGGAAUCUCAUUUCAACGCACUUUUGCGUUCCUUUUAAAAUUCUUGAUGGAUAUAGACAGACGUUUUGACUGGUGUUAGUUGGGCCUUACGAUUUUUAGAAAUAUUCGAGAGAAAAGUGUGGUUGGGGGGGGGGGAGGGGAAUCUCAUUUCAACGCACUUUUGCGUUCCUUUUAAAAUUCUUGAUUGAUAUAGACAGACGUUUUGACUGGUAGUAGUUGGGCCUUACGAUUUUUAGAAAUUCAUUUUUACUGAUGCCUUUAGUCAGAAAACGUUCUUACUGAUUGAACAUCAUGCAAUUUAUCAUUUUGUUGUUUUCAAUUUCAUUUCACAGUCAGUGAAUGAAAGUCAAACAUUUGUUCUUAUGACUCGACUUUUCAAAGGCACUUAUCAAGUUAUGGUAGGUUCAAGUUAUGGUAGGUUCAAGUUAUGGUUAGUUCAAGUCAUGGUAGGUUCAAGUUAUGGUAGGUUCAAGUUAUGGUAGGUUCAGUUAUGGUAGGUUCAAGUUAUGGUAGGUUCAAGUUAUGAUGGGUUCAAGUUAUGGUAGGUUCAAGUUAUGAUAGGUUCAAGUUAUGGUAGGUUCAAGUCAUGGUAGGUUCAAGUUAUGGUAGGUUCAAGUUAUGGUAGGUUCAAGUUAUGGUAGGUUCAAGUCAUGGUGGGUUAAAGUUAUGGUGGGUUCAAGUUAUGGUGGGUUCAAGUUAUGAUAGGUUCAAGUUAUGGUAGGUUCAAGUCAUGGUAGGUUCAAGUUAUGGUAGGUUCAAGUUAUGGUAGGUUCAAGUUAUGGUAGGUUCAAGUUAUGGUGGGUUCAAGUUAUGGUAGGUUCAAGUUAUGAUAAGUUCAAGUUAUGGUAGAUUCAAGUCAUGGUAGGUUCAAGCUAUUGUAGGUUCAAGUUAUGGUAGGUUCAAGUUAUGGUGGGUUCAAGUCAUGGUGGGUUCAAGUUAUGGUAGGUUCAAGUUAUGGUAGGUUCAAGUUAUGGUGGGUUCAAGUCAUGGUGGGUUCAAGUUAUGGUGGGUUCAAGUUAUGGUGGGUUCAAGUUAUGGUGGGUUCAAGUUAUGGUAGGUUCAAGUUAUGGUAGGUUCAAGUUAUGGUAGGUUCAAGUCAUGGUAGGUUGAAGUUAUGGUAGGUUGAAGUUAUGGUAGGUUCAAGUUAUGGUAGGUUCAAGUUAUGGUAGGUUCAAGUUAUGGUAGGUUCAAGUUAUGGUAGGUUCAAGUUAUGGUAGGUUCAAGUCAUAGUGGGUUCAAGUUAUGGUGGGUUCAAGUUAUGGUGGGUUCAAGUUAUGAUAGGUUCAAGUUAUGGUAGGUUCAAGUCAUGGUAGGUUCAAGUUAUGGUAGGUUCAAGUUAUGGUAGAUUCAAGUUAUGGUAGGUUCAAGUUAUGGUGGGUUCAAGUUAUGGUGGGUUCAAGUUAUGAUAAGUUCAAGUUAUGGUAGGUUCAAGUCAUGGUAGGUUCAAGUUAUGGUAGGUUCAAGUUAUGGUAGGUUCAAGUUAUGGUAGGUUCAAGUUAUGGUGGGUUCAAGUCAUGGUGGGUUCAAGUUAUGGUAGGUUCAAGUUAUGGUAGGUUCAAGUUAUGGUGGGUUCAAGUCAUGGUGGGUUCAAGUUAUGGUGGGUUCAAGUUAUGGUGGGUUCAAGUUAUGGUAGGUUCAAGUUAUGAUAGGUUCAAGUUAUGGUAGGUUCAAGUCAUAGUAGGUUCAAGUUAUGGUAGGUUCAAGUUAUGGUAGGUUCAAGUUAUGGUAGGUUCAAGUUAUGGUAGGUUCAAGUUAUGGUAGGUUCAAGUUAUGGUAGGUUCAAGUUAUGGUAGGUUCAAGUGAUGGUGGGUUCAAGUUAUGGUAGGUUCAAGUUAUGGUAGGUAAAGUUAUGGUAGGUUCAAGUUAUGGUGGGUUCAAGUUAUGGUAGGUUUGAGUUAUCUAAGUCACCUUGUAAUCCAAGAGCACCCUUAAAAUAAAUCUUUAGAGCUCUCCAGGGUACCCCAUGGGAGCACCUAACGCCCAUGGGACCACCUAACGCCCAUGGGACAACCUAACGCCCAUGGGAACACCUAACGUCCAUGGGACAACCUAACGCCCCUGGGGCUGUAUCACCCACUUUUAGAGGCACUGACCUAGAUCAUGGACAGUGGGUUGAGAAAUAAGUUUCCAUAGAAUGGUUAGAGUAUUUAACUUUGAGGUCUAUUCUGAUUUAAUGGCCGGUCUUUAACAUUUAGGUCUAUUUUGAUGUUAUGGGCUUUAUUUUUUUAUUGGGGGGGGGUGGGCGGGGAUAAUGGAUAGUUUUUGACUGCUCAGACUGUUUGAUUUGUCUUAUUUCAGGUCCGCCUGAAUAGCAAUGCCAAAAUGUGUGUAUGCUUUGGAGAGGAAGGAAACUGUUCGGAAAGCUGCCCGGAAACAUUUACCAUGAACUUUUUUAUUAAUGAAGAGGGUGAGUCACACUGUGUUGUGUGGCCAAUUGUAUGACAAUGUAUUGCAUGGCUAAUGUUAGGGUUAUGUAUUGACCAAUGUUAUAACAAUGUAUUGCAUGGCCAAUGUUAUGACGAUGCAUUGUAUGGUUAAUGUAUGGGCCACGUCUUGUGAGAACUAUGAGAGCUACGUACGUGUCUAAAUACAAACCACCCUAUUUAAAGUCAUCAUUCUGGACAAGUGUUGUAGCAUACAUUGGCUCAGAGUGCUUGACUGACUCGCUUCACGAGUGCCCCGUGUACGGGCGCUAGUGCACGGUACAUUUGUGCACGACCACCACCGCUAGUGCACGGUACACUUGUGCACGACCACCACCGCUAGUGCACGGUACAUUUGUGCACGACCACCACCGCUAGUGCACGGUACAUUUGUGCACGACCACCACCGCUACUGCAGGGUACACUUGUGCACGACCACCAGCGCUACUGCAGGGUACACUUGUGCACGACCACCAGCGCCCGACAGUACAGUGUCAGAAUAUCUUUUUUUCUUAGCCAAGCAAUUUCAAGAUGGUGACCUAACCCCUUAGGAUCUUUCGUCAGUCAUUCAAUUCUUUAAAGAUAAUCAUAAAAUUGUUUCAAGUAUAUAAAUCGUAAUGCGAAUAGUUCUCUCAUUGCUUUUGGAAAAAUAUAUUAAUAUAAUUUGCUUUUUUAUAUAAUAAAAAAUAAUUAUUAAUUCUCCACAUAAGAUGUUCACAUUUUUUAACUAGAAUACAGAAUGUCUCAUCUCCCAAUUGUUGUCUGCAGUAUUAGUAUUAGAAAACUAUUGGUUAUUUAGAGUUAUUUGAAUCCCUCGCCCAUACGUAUUAGUAUUAGAAAACUAUUGGUUAUUUAGAGUUAUUUGAAUCACUCGUCCAUACGUAUUAGUAUUAGAAAACUAUUGGUUAUUUAGAGUUAUUUGAAUCCCUCGCCCAUACGUAUUAGUAUUAGAAAACUAUUGGUUAUUUAGAGUUAUUUGAAUCACUCGCCCAUACGUAUUAGUAUUAGAAAACUAUUGGUUAUUUAGAGUUAUUUGAAUCACUCGCCCAUACGUAUUAGUAUUAGAAAACUAUUGGUUAUUUAGAGUUAUUUGAAUCACUCGUCCAUACGUAUUAGAAAACUAUUGGUUAUUUAGAGUUAUUUGAAUCACUCGCCCAUACGUCACGGACGUUUCAAAAGUUCAGUUUUUAACUCCACGCUUUCCAUCGUCCACUAAGAGCCGCCUCUCAAGACGACCAUCCUCCAAAACACGGGGAUCUCGAUUCAAAGAACCAGUACUUUGGACAUGAUCACCACCACCAUCCCUGAGGAAGUCUUGACGCCAGAGGCCACAAGGCCACAAGAAGACUUCGUCCUCACGACGACCACCAAUGACCCGCUCAACAUGGUGCCGUCCACCAUACAGCGGACCAACAACAGCCUGAUCGGUGGUCUCAUUGGUGGGCUGGUCGCUGCUGGGUUGUUCUCAUUCAUUGUUGUCGUGUUCGCCGUAUUGGAUAAGCCACCACCACGUAAGUACAACCGGAUGAACCACCGCCACGUAAGUAUAUUGGGAUAAACCAUCAGCACGUAAGUACAAUUGGACAAGCCACCACCACUUAAGUACAAUUGGAUAAGCCACCAGCACGUAAGUACAACUGGAUGAACCACCGCCACGUAAGUAUAAUGGGAUAAACCAUCAGCACGCAAGUAUAAUUGGACAAGCCACCACCACUUAAGUACAAUUGGACAAGCCACCACCACUUAAGUACAAUUGGAUAAGCCACCAGCACGUAAGUGCAACUGGAGAAACUAAGUUUGUUAAAUAUUAUUGUCGAAACUGGAGGAAAAAAAAAUGUGUGACAUAAUGUUCAAUAUCUCGAUAGAAUCAAGACAUUCCAUUCUAAUGGAGAGCAUCUCACAGCACACUGGUCGAUUUAAGGUCUGGGAAUAGUGAUAGAAAAUAUUUUUUUUUUUAAAAAGCAUCAUUAGUAAAAAUAAAAGUGAAGUCAAGAGAGAGAGAAGUGACAUGAGAGAUAAUUGACGUUUCAGAGAAGUGAUGUUAGAAGUGAUGUUAGAAAUGAUGCAAGAUAGAUAUGAUUUUAGAGAGGUGUUGGUAAAUAACAGUGAUAAUAGAGAGAAAUUAAUUUAGAGAGCAGUUAUGAAAGAGUGAAGUGACGAAAGAGAAAAACGUUAGAGAGAAGUGAUGAAUAUGUGUAGAGUGAUGAUAGAGAGACGUGAUGAAAAAGAACAAGUGAUGAUAAAGAGAAGUAAUGAGAGAGUGGAGUGAUGAUAGAGAGAAAUGAUAAAAGCGUGAAUUUAUGAUACAGAGAAGUAAUGAAAGAGUGAAGUGAUGAUAAAGAGAAGUCAUGAGAGAGUAAAGUGAUUAUAGAGAUGAUUGAUGAAAAAAGUGAAUUGAUUGUGGAGAGAAGUGAUGAAAGGGUGAAGUAAUGAUAGAGAGAAGUGAUGAAAAAAAGUGAAUUGAUUGUAGAGAGAAGUGAUGAAAGGGUGAAGUGAUGAUAGAGAGAAGUGAUGAAAGGGUGAAUUGAUGAAAGAGCGAAGUGAAAAACUAGCAAAGUAGUUUUAGAGUAAGUGACAAAAGGGUGAAGGGAUGUUAGAGUAAGUAAAAACAGGGUGAAGGGAUGUUAGAGUAAGUAAAAACAGGGUGAAGUGAUGUUAGAGAGAAGUGAUGCAAUUGGAAAAGUCGAAAUCCGCGUUUUGUUGUUUGUCGUCGUUUUAAAAAAAAAAAUCACUUAAAUUUUUUUAUAUCUUUUUCAGCUCGAAAAUCCAAAGUGAGUACGAACUAAAGCUACCAAGAGCGAUACAUUCCAUGACCAUCUGAAACAUGAAAUGAUGCUUCAAUGUGCUUGAUGAAAACAUCGCUGAUUCUAAAAAUAAAAUGUGAUCAUAAUAUAUUAAUUAUAAAAAAAAAAAAAACUUCUUAUAUGAAAGGACAUUGCCACUAAGUUUUUAGAAAGAACUUGUCCGUGUGGUGGCCCUGAUGUUCUUGCGUUUUUUAACCUUAGAAUCUUCAUGAGUUUUUAGAAUUUAAAAAAAAAUUUUUUUUUUUCAAACCAAAGAAUGUUCAUAUUUGUGUUUGGUUCCCGUAACACACUGAAGGUUUCAAAACGGUGGAUGCUGUAAAUAUUAUUGAUUGUAAAUGGCCUUGAAUGUAAAUGGUCUUACAGGCAAUAUCUUGAGACUUAGGUCUAAUGUAAGGAUAUCCCGUGUCUUGCCUGCGUCGGAAGAAACUAUUGCUAGCUCAUUCUUGGUUAUUUAUCGCAUAUGGUUUCACUUGAUAUAGUUACUGGAUGAAAUUCAAAGCCAACAGUGUUGUCUCCAGCAAUUAAAUCACAUUUUUUAUGAUUCAAUCACUGUCAUGUGAUCAUAUCUAAAAAAAUUCUUAUUGUAAUGGAGAAUAAACCAAACCACAUAAUAUAGUCGAUUCACAGAUAUUAUCCAAAAAAAAAAACAACAACAAAAAAAAAAAAAAAAAAAAAAAAA